Molecule: messenger RNA, 1824 nt
Organism: Naegleria gruberi
Lineage: Eukaryota; Heterolobosea; Eutetramitea; Acrasida; Naegleriidae
Exons: 1
Coding region: 1-1824 (607 amino acids)
Source: RefSeq, a predicted model, not a curated record
AUGACCGUAUCAAGUACUGCUGCUGCUUCGAGUUCUUCAUCAUCAUCAUCAUCAAAUGGAAAACACAUCGGGUGUGAGAAUCCGAUCAUUAUUAAUGCAGGAAGAAGUGAAUGUUCAUUGACUGCACAUUUAAUUACCUUGUUUUUGGCAAGGGAAUAUCCAAUGCAAAAGUUUAUAUUGACUUCAUCAUUUGAAUCGGGAAAUAGUAAUGAUGUGUUGUUUUUGGAUGUUGAGGGAACUGCAAGUUUGGGAAAGUUAAUUGAUUGGCACUUGUUGAAAGGAAAGGUUUCUUAUAGGAAUUUGAAGGGAUAUUCUGUGAAUAUCAUGUUGGACAAUAAGAGAGAAUUAUCAGCUAUUAAUGAAAGAAAGGCCUUGAUUAAAGUGAGCGAUUUGAAGAGAGCAAUUGUGGACUUUCUUUCACAAACAAGUCCAAAUGUUGAAAUGCGAUUGGAAUGCUUUGACGAACAAAUGGAAAUUAAGAAUAGUCAAGACCAGAAAUUGCCAUCUCUCAAAUAUAUCACCAAGGAAGGAAAUCAAGAAGAAAUUCUCUCACAAAUGAUUAUUGAUUGUGAGAGAAAGAGUUUCGUUCUGAGAUCAUUAUUGAGUAGUUUUAAUUCAAGCUUGUCAGUUUCUCAAUCUCCAUCAAAUUAUGCUUACAUGAGAUUGAAUAUUCCAUUUGAUGUGUUGAAUCCAUUGAUGAGUGAUGAUGAAAUUCAUGUUUUCCAAUCUGAGGAAGUUACCUUGAUGGCAGUUCCAACCUUUGACCAAAAUUCAUUCUCUUCCACUGUGUUUUUCAAAAUUCCAGAUUUGGAGACUCAUUCAAACAUUCUUUCCAAGUUUUUCGUGACACAAUUUCCAUCAACCUAUCCUCUAAUUAGUGAAUACAUUUCAAAUCAAUUCACUGUUCAGAGACCUGAAAUUGUUUAUAAUUACAAGAUUGGAUCUGCUUCUGUUGGAAAUAUUCUAUUCAUUGAUAGUAGUGAAAUUCCACUUUUUGGAGAUCAAAAGUUACAAAAUUGUUUUGAAUUUUUACAAUUAUUGAGAGAUGACAUUGGAAAGUAUGGUAUCACGAGAGCAGACUCACAAAUUCUCAAGUCAACCAUUUCAUUCAAUCAAAAGGAAGAAGAUGUUAAUUUCAUUCAAUCUAAAAUUACUAAAUUUAAAGAGGAAAGAGAAAAGAUUGUAAAAUCCAAAAACUCAAUCAUGAAACUCUGUUGGAAUGUUGCCAAGAUGCCGUUCGUAGCUGUUGGAAACCACUUAUUAGAAGUCUUUGGAUUCAAACCAUCUGAUCUAUCCACAGGUCAAAAAUGGAUGUUUAGAAUUGCUUAUGUCAUAACAGCAUUUGCGGUGAAAGGAAAUAUUCAAAAUUAUUUGGAACUUAGAUCAUUUACCAAUGCAAUGGUGAAAAAAGUGGGAGGAUCAAGUACACUGUUUGCUGAGAUAGUGCAUCAAGGAGCUAAAGAUAAGUGGAAUUUAUCAUCACAAUUGCAACGAAUUGUAUGGAAUUCAACAGAAGUGUUAACCAUUCCUCAAAUUGAAGCUAUUAGUGGAAUUCUCAAAUAUUCGUUCAGUAAGAAGGAAUUCCUUGAUCUUUUGAUUUCAAGUGGAAACAUUCAAAAGAUGAAUGCAAUGGAUCUUCUCAAGAUUUUCACAAUGGUAGACCUUAUCACUUGUAGUUCCAAACUCAAAAUGAUUGAAAAGUUGAAGGAUUUUAUUUACCUAGACUCGAAGAAUGACAUUAAGAUCAUUUUGGCUGAUUUUUACUCUUCAUCUGAAAAGGAACUGGCAACACAAAUCCUUCAGGGAUGUGUAAGAAGUAAAUAA